This is a messenger RNA of Peromyscus eremicus (cactus mouse), 2838 nucleotides long. RefSeq names its product zinc finger protein 260-like. The transcript has 4 exons. Gene Ontology annotation, biological process: regulation of DNA-templated transcription. The record is from RefSeq and is a predicted model, not a curated record. The coding region runs from base 111 to 2531 and encodes 806 amino acids. Lineage: Eukaryota; Metazoa; Chordata; Mammalia; Rodentia; Cricetidae.
UUGGUGAAGGCUCCCGCAGCUCCGAGUUUGGGAAAGGGAGAACCUGGUGUGUUGCCCUGUAACCUGCUGCCAGGAGCUGUGAGGGGAGCGGGGCGAGCUUGUUAUCCGCCAUGGAUGCAGUGACCUAUGAGGAUGUGCAUGUGAACUUCACUCAUGAAGAGUGGGCUUUGCUGGAUCCUUCCCAGAAGAGUCUCUACAAAGAUGUGAUGCUGGAAACCUACUGGAACCUCACUUGUAUAGGUUACAAAUGGGAAGACCAUAAUAUUGAAGAACAUUAUCAGUGCUGUAGAAGAAUUGGAAGGUGUGUCAUCUGUCACUCUGGACACAAUCCAUGUGAGCAUAAGGGAUAUGGAAAGAAGCAUUGUAGUUCUGUCUCUCUCAGAACAAGUGGAAGGUAUAUGGUAGUCCUCACUAUGAGAAGACAUGAUGACUGUGAUACAAGUUUACAAUUAACUGGUUUUCCAACUUCAGUGGAAAUUCAUCAACAAACUUCCAUUGGAGAAAAACCUUAUGAGUACCAGGAAUAUGGAAAUUCAUCUCUCUCUUCUGGUUCACUGUGUACAUGUAGUGUAGCUCUCAGUACAAGAAAAUGUUAUAAAUACAAUCAGUGUGGUCCAACUCUGAGUUCUUCAAGUUCUCUUCAAGGAUGUGAAAAAACUCAUAUGUUAAGAGAAAAUAAUAAAUGUGAGUCAUCUACCAAAGGCUUUAGCCAUUACAGGCAUCUUCAAACACACCAAACACCCAAUCAUGAAGAGAAUCUAUAUGAAUGUAAUCAAUGUGAUAAAGUCUUUAGAUGUGAUUGGUCCUUAAAACACCAAAGAACUCAUUUUGAAGGAAAACCCUGUGAGUAUAAUCAAAGAUAUGAAGGCUUUGCAUGUCACAGUCUUCAUCAAGUACAUAGAAUUCAAACUAGGGAGAAAAGGUAUGAAUCUCAGCAAUGUGAUAAAGCCUUUGCAUGUCCCAUAAUACAUAAUAGAAGUUACACUGGAGAGAAACCCUAUGAAUGUAAUCAAUGUGGUAAAGCCUUUGCAGAGAACAGAAGCCUUCAUAGUCAUGUAAGGUUUCAUACUGGAGAGAAACCCUAUAAAUGCAAUCAGUGUGGUAAAACCUUUAGAGGGAAGAAUAGCCUUCUCAGUCAUGAAAGAAUUCAUACUGGAGAGAAACCCUAUGAAUGUCAUGAAUGUGGUAAAGCUUUUGCACAAAAGAGUUAUCUUCUCAGUCAUGAAAGAAUUCAUACUGGAGAGAAACCUUAUGCAUGUAAUCAAUGUGGUAAAGCCUUUCCAUAUAAUAGUCGUCUUCUCACUCACUUAAAAACUCAUACUGGAGAGAAACCCUAUGAAUGUAAUCAAUGUGGCAAACGCUUUAUACACAAGAGUCAUCUUCUCAGUCAUGAAAGAAUUCAUACUGGAGAGAAACCCUAUGAAUGUAAUCAAUGUGGUAAAGCCUUUGCAUUGAAGAGUCAUCUUCUCAGUCAUGAAAGAAUUCAUAAUGGUGAGAAACCCUAUGAAUGUAAUCAGUGUGGUAAAAUCUUUGCACAGACAAGUCAUCUUCAUAGACAUAAAAGUCUUCAUACUGGAGAGAAACCCUAUGAAUGUAUUCAAUGUGGUAAAGCCUUUGCACAGAAGGUUAGUCUUCAAAGUCAUGAAAGGACUCAUAAUGGAGAGAAACCCUAUGAAUGUAAUCAAUGUGGUAAAGCCUUUGCAGAGAAGAGUCAUCUUCACAGUCAUGAAAGAAUUCAUAAUGGUGAGAAACCCUAUGAAUGUAAUCAAUGUGGUAAAGCCUUUGCACAGAGGAGUCAUCUUCACAGUCAUGAAAGAAUUCAUAAUGGUGAGAAACCCUAUGAAUGUAAUCAAUGUGGUAAAGCUUUUGCACAGAAGAGUCAUCUUCUCAGUCACGUAAGAAUACAUACUGGAGAGAAACCCUAUGAAUGUAAUCAGUGUGGUAAAGCCUUUGCAGAGAAGAGAAAUCUUCACAGCCAUGAAAUAAUUCAUACUGGAGAGAAACCCUAUGAAUGUAAUCAAUGUGGUAAAGCCUUUGCAGAGAAGAGAAAUCUUCACAGACAUGAAAUAAUUCAUACUGGAGAGAAACCCUAUGAAUGUAAUGAAUGUGGUAAAACCUUUGCACAGAAGAGUCAUCUCCAUGCUCAUGCAAGUCUUCAUACUGGAGAGAAACCCUAUGAAUGUAAUCAAUGUGGUAAAGCCUUUGCACAGAAGAGUCAUCUUCUCAGUCAUGAAAGAAUUCAUACUGGAGAGAAACCCUAUGAAUGUAAUCAAUGUGGUAAAGCCUUUGCAGAGAAGAGAAAUCUUCGCGGACAUGAAAUAAUUCAUUCUGGAGAGAAACCCUAUGAAUGUAAUGAAUGUGGUAAAGCCUUUGCAGAGAAGAGAAAUCUUCACAGACAUGAAAUAAUUCAUACUGGAGAGAAACCCUAUGAAUGUAAUGAAUGUGGUAAAACCUUUGCACGGAAGAGCCAUCUUCACAGUCAUGAAAAAAUUCAUACUGGACAGUACCAAAUGGAUGUAAUCAUGUGGUAAUUUCAGAUGUGAUCUUCCAUGUGGGUGCUGGAAACUGAAUGUCUACAAGACGUACCUGUGAGAGUCCAUCUUCAAGGGGGUUCAGGUUGCUAAGAGGAGAUGGGGCAUUAGCAAAGGAAGGAGACCGCCAUGAUCUUAGCGUGAAUCAGCAUGGCUGCUGCUUUAUUUAAAAGGACUAUAACCUCUAUACUAUAUAACUGAAUCUCAAUUUAGACUAAAGCAAGGUUAAAAACAGACUUGAUGAUUCCAGGCUAAAAGCAGCUAUCAACCUCAUCACAGCAUUUUUUUCUGAGGCAAAAGUGAUAAA